UAAUGAACAUUAAAAUGAUGGUGUGGAUAGAUGUCAAUAUGGAAGAAUGAAAAAAUACUCUGUAUCUCUUUUUUCUUGUUCAUAGUUAAUGUAAAUAAUAUUAGAAAAUGGAUCACGAAGAGGAAUUUCUUAAUAAUUUUUUUACUCAGGUUACACAGCUGUGUUGUGAUAAGGCAAAAGAAUUAGUUGAAAAAGAGCGAGAAUCAUGCAGGCAAACACAAAUGGGUCCAUGGGGAAUGUUGUUGAUGACUUUACCACAAAUAGCAUUUACAGAACGUUCUUAUGCAGAUCUUGGUUUUCUUCAUACAAAAAACAAAGGCUUCUUGAGAAAAGAUAAUUCUUUAAAAACUGUCUACGAGUCAUUAAAGUCAGAUCUUAGAAGGUUAGAAGAAAUGACAAGAGGAACAAACACCAUUGGUGCCAUAGUCGCAGAAGUUUCUAGUCAACUUUAUCAAUUCAUUGGGGCAAGGAUCCAGUUGAUAGAUUUUUAUGAAAAAAUGUACAGUAUGAGUAUUAACAGCAAAAUAAUGAAAUAUCAAGAGUUAUUACAAUCAAUUAAUGCAAUAGUACAAGCCCACUCUUUGUCUUGUACUCAUUUAGCAUUAACAGCUAUCAAAACUGCUUUGACUUUGGAAUGUGAAAUACUGGUUCAAUUAACAGAAGCACAUAUAGAGAUACAACACUGGAGAUUUUUACCUACGCUUAUGGCACUUUUUGGUGCCCAAACUCGAAUGUCAGCAUGGGAAAGAACUUUACAGAGUAAAGAGUCAUGGAAACUAGGAUUUGGUGCUACAUUUCUUAAGGCAAAUCAACAGCCCGCAUUGUAUCAAUGGUUAGUAAAAUUAAAAAAUGCCAUAUUAGCUAAAUGUUCUUUAUAUUUUCAUAUGACGCUGAGUCAACAAGCUACUCCAGGAGAAAUGAGAAGUAUAAUGAGUAAACAAAGUGUGGAUUAUUAUCAUAAAAUUCAAAGUUUUCAACGUAAGCAUGAUGUGGUAGCUGUUUUAAUAGUGUUUGAUUCUAGAGGAAUGAAGGAUUCAGGAGCAGGUUACAGACAUUCAGACAGAAAAUUUGAAACGUCUGAAGAGUUUUCAAUUGUUGUCAGUUGUCCAUAUGCGUUUGUUCAUAAACCAUUUAUCCAUUGGGAUAAUAUUCAAAAUAAGAUAAAAGAACGCUAUGCAGAACUUCUCACUAUGGAUAAAAUAAUUUAUGCUAAAAGCUUAAAGGAUUUAUGUACAUAUGCACUGUAUAAUAUGGAUCCCAGAAUGACUUUGAUAACUAUUUAUGAGACUGAAAAACAGAGAGAUAAAGAAAGACAUGUUUCUACAUUUAUGUCCGAUAUGAGCACGCAAAUAAAAUGCAAUAAAAUUUACGAAUCUUUAAAAUUAGCUAAAUAAGCAAAAUUAGAAUAA
Molecule: messenger RNA, 1409 nt
Organism: Polistes dominula (European paper wasp)
Lineage: Eukaryota; Metazoa; Arthropoda; Insecta; Hymenoptera; Vespidae
Product: KICSTOR subunit 2
Biological process (GO): negative regulation of TORC1 signaling; protein localization to lysosome; cellular response to glucose starvation
Cellular component (GO): KICSTOR complex
Source: RefSeq, a predicted model, not a curated record